AUGAACAGAACUCUAAGAGAAAACACAUCCAUAAAUUCACAAUCUAGUAAUAGCAACACGAGCACAAUGUCUGGCAAUUCUCCAUUCAUGAAUUCAAAAACUACCAAUCUUUCCAAUGGAAGUAACACGUCUUCAAUCACAUCUCCAGAAUCAAAUGAUAUAUCAUUCUCAUCCAUAAAUUCAACAACUUCCUCCGGCUCCAAAUUGAAAACCCCAUUGAAAAAGGAAGAACUUGAAAAAAUUGCGCGUCAAUUAAAGAAGAAACUUUCAAAAGCUAGUAUAACUGCCAAACAAGCAUUAUCUCCCACAAAUGUAAGAAGACCUUCCAUACCCAAAUCAUCACCUUUGAAAGGAUAUCUAAUGAAAAAUAACAUCAAUAAAACCGGAGAUUAUUCACCUAAUCAACAUAUGUCAUCGUCUCCGUCUACGAAUUUAUAUUCACCAAAUGGGAAAUCUCCAACUCAUAUAAGAACACCGGCUGCGAUGUAUUUGGCUUCAUCUCCAUUAAAGAAUACCAUGACCAAUGACUCGGAUGAUAGUCAUCUUGAUUCCCCAACUAAAAAGAGAAGAUCUUCACCUGGUAAACGAAUGAUAUUGGAAGAAAUUAGUCCAUCAAGAACACAUCAACAACAUUCAUUAAAACCAUCUAUAGACUUAACCGAUAACAACAACAACAACAACACAAUCAACAACACAAAAAUCCCAAUUGAUAGACAGACCACUCCAACUUCACCGCCCAAAAAAGAUCCAAAUUUCUCUUCCAAUCAAAUAAUGAAAACCCCGACCCAACCAAGAUCAUCCCACAAUCACAAUCACCAACACCAACAACCACAACCAUUCAACACCGACACUGAAGGAGCCGAUUUACUCAUGUAUUUAGCCACCUCUCCCUCCCCCGCCAAACCCUACUAUUCCAACCACACUCCCCGCGCCAUCAAACAACAACCACCCCCAACUCAACCCACAUUCCUCGCCCCUCAUCCUCCACCACCAGUCACACCAAAACAGCGUGCAGGUGGCAUAAACGGAACCCUUGCCAAUACAAGAACUCCCCAAAAUCGUCUAACCCCCUUCCUCAACAAUUUAAACGCCGGUGGAACAGGAUUACCUAGUCUGGGCUUAACGUUAACCCCAACGGGUUUCAAUAUGAAUGAUUAUGUGAAUUUCUUUACACCUUCCCCCGGGGGGACUGCUAGUAUAAAUGCGAGGAAUUUGUUAAAGACGCCGGAUUUUAAUAGUUUGAUGAAUGGGAAUAAUACUCCAAGAGGAGGGAGUAGUAAAGUGGAUGGCAAGAUGUUAAAUUUUAAUAAAGUAUUGUUUAAUCAUCAUGGUGAUGGGGGUCAAAAAGAAUAA
Molecule: messenger RNA, 1353 nt
Organism: Hemisphaericaspora subhashii
Lineage: Eukaryota; Fungi; Ascomycota; Pichiomycetes; Serinales; Debaryomycetaceae
Exons: 1
Coding region: 1-1353 (450 amino acids)
Source: RefSeq, a predicted model, not a curated record